GUUCCCGGCUUUCUCUAUUCCAAAGAGAACACGUUGUACAAAAGCAACUACAAACGUGAUAAAAUUAGACUUAAAAAAAAAAGCGGAACCACCGGGAGGCUGUAGUGGUGCAGGUGUGGCCUUCCAUCUUCUCAGAAACAAGAUCUGCUGAGAUAUAAGCACAGAGAGGCAACAUGUCAGAGAAGCCAACUAGAAUUGCCAUUGUGAACCAUGACAAGUGCAAGCCCAAGAAAUGCAGGCAAGAAUGCAAGAAGAGCUGUCCAGUGGUCCGAAUGGGUAAACUGUGUAUAGAAGUCACGCCCCAGAGCAAAAUUGUGUGGAUUUCAGAAUCCCUUUGCAUCGGUUGUGGUAUCUGCAUUAAGAAAUGCCCUUUUGGAGCUCUGUCCAUUGUUAACCUGCCAAGCAACCUUGAGAAAGAGACAACCCACAGAUACUGUGCCAACGCCUUCAAACUUCACAGGUUGCCUAUUCCUCGGCCGGGUGAGGUUUUGGGAUUGGUUGGCACCAACGGUAUCGGGAAGUCAACCGCUCUGAAAAUCUUAGCAGGAAAGCAGAAGCCAAACCUGGGAAAGUUUGACGCUCCUCCGGAUUGGCAGGAAAUCCUAACCUACUUCCGAGGUUCUGAGUUGCAGAACUACUUUACCAAGAUCCUGGAAGAUGACUUGAAAGCCAUCGUCAAACCUCAGUAUGUGGACCAGAUCCCUAAGACAGUGAAGGGGACUGUGGGAUCCAUCUUGAGCAGAAAAGAUGACACCAAGACAGAGACUAUUGUGUGUGAACAACUUGACCUGACUCAUUUAAGGGACAGGAAUGUGGAGGACCUGUCAGGAGGAGAGCUGCAGCGGUUUGCCUGCGCUGUGGUGUGCAUUCAGAGAGCAGACAUUUUCAUGUUCGAUGAGCCGUCCAGUUACCUGGAUGUGAAGCAGCGUUUGAAAGCUGCCAUCACCAUACGGUCCUUGAUUAGCCCAGACAGAUAUAUUAUAGUAGUAGAGCAUGACUUGAGUGUGUUGGACUACCUGUCUGACUUCAUCUGCUGUCUGUAUGGAGUGCCAAGCGCCUAUGGAGUGGUCACCAUGCCUUUCAGCGUUCGGGAAGGUAUCAAUAUCUUCCUGGAUGGAUAUGUCCCGACAGAGAACCUGCGGUUUAGAGAAACCUCUCUGGUUUUCAAGGUGGCAGAGACAGCUAAUGAGGAGGAGAUCACGAAGAUGUGCAGGUACCAGUACCCCCGGAUGAAGAAGCAGAUGGGGGACUUUGAACUGGAGAUCAUCGAAGGGGAGUUCACGGACUCGGAAAUCAUGGUCAUGUUGGGGGAGAACGGAACCGGUAAAACAACAUUCAUCAGAAUGCUGGCUGGAAGACUUAAACCUGAUGAAGGAGGGGAAGUACCAGUUCUGAAUGUGAGCUACAAACCACAGAAGAUCAGCCCCAAGUUUAAAGGAAGUGUCCGCCAGCUGCUUCAUGAGAAGAUCAGAGAUGCGUACACUCAUCCGCAGUUUGUAACUGAUGUCAUGAAACCCUUGCAGAUAGAAAACGUUAUUGAUCAAGAUGUCCAGAAUCUAUCUGGAGGUGAAUUGCAGCGUGUAGCUCUGGCCCUUUGUUUAGGAAAGCCGGCAGACGUCUACCUGAUUGAUGAGCCCUCAGCAUACUUGGACUCAGAGCAGCGUCUCAUAGCUGCCAGAGUCAUCAAGCGUUUCAUCCUCCAUGCGAAGAAAACUGCCUUUGUGGUAGAGCACGAUUUUAUAAUGGCGACCUAUCUGGCAGAUCGUGUGAUUGUGUUUGACGGUAUUCCAUCCAGGAGCACAGCUGCCAAUAUGCCACAGACACUACUCGCUGGAAUGAACAAGUUCUUAGGACAGCUGGAGAUCACCUUCAGGAGAGAUCCAAACAACUUCAGACCAAGAAUCAACAAGAUGAAUUCUAUCAAGGAUGUCGAGCAGAAGAAAAGUGGAAAUUACUUUUUCUUGGAUGACUAAACCUAUUCCUUGCAAAGCGAGAGAAAUAAAUGCAUUCAUGUUAGUCUGCAUAGCAUGUCCAUAUCUGACAGUAAGCACCACAAAUUCCAUCUUUCUAUCCAGCAGAUAUGUGUUUUUUCCAGUAGAUUGGGGCCACCACCACAUUUUGACUGAAAUGUACUGUAGGGAAUUGAGGAAAAGAAGUUGUUCAAUUCUCACAUUUUCUAGGCUUCUGGUCCAAUGCCAUUAUAAACUGACAUACACUUUUUAUUCAGACUUUAUGUAUAUUAUCUCUUUCCCGUACUGGGAAAACAGGAUAGGUUAGAAAUGUUCUUGACAACACAGCGGAGUGUGUGUGCGUAGUAUGAUGUGGAAUGACGAUCGGCAAGAACCGUAACCUGACGUUUAUUUUAAAGGGAAUUAAAAAAAGAAAAUAAAUUUAAAAGGAAAAGUGA
This is a messenger RNA of Polyodon spathula (Mississippi paddlefish), 2407 nucleotides long. RefSeq names its product ATP-binding cassette sub-family E member 1. Gene Ontology annotation, biological process: translational termination; translational initiation; ribosomal subunit export from nucleus. Gene Ontology annotation, molecular function: ATP binding; ribosomal small subunit binding; iron ion binding. Bases 174 to 1973 code for a protein of 599 amino acids. Lineage: Eukaryota; Metazoa; Chordata; Actinopteri; Acipenseriformes; Polyodontidae. The transcript has 18 exons. The record is from RefSeq and is a predicted model, not a curated record.